AAUUUCAAAAUCAAUCCUUUAAUCUCUGAACCAAGAAACAUUUUAUUUGUAAUGACUAUCAAAACAAGUUCACCUUAUCAACAUCUCACAUCAACAUAAACUAAUUCAUAGUGUCCGCAUGGUUAAGAAUAGUUUCGCACUUUCACUCUCCAUAACUAAGGCAUUUGGUGCUGCUAGUGGAUUUCUUGCGUUUCCAUGUUCCAACGUUUCUUCGGGACAGUUUCGCUAUUCUCUGGUUCUAGAUCUAUAAACCCUCUAUUAAGCAGUAUCGUCGCCAGCCGUGCUUCCUCGUCUGCCGCAGCAAAAAUGAGUCUGGAUCUGGCCAAAAAGAUUGCCGCCUUCAAAGCCGUCGACGAGUACGUGCGGGAUAACACGGUGGUCGGAGUGGGCAGCGGUUCCACCGUGGUCUACGCCGUGCAACGCCUGGCCGAGCGGGUUAAAACCGAAGGAUUGAAGCUGGUAUGCAUUCCCACUAGCUUCCAGGCGCGCCAGUUGAUUAUCGAAAGCGGCCUAGUGCUGGGCGACUUGGAGCAACACCCGAAGAUCCAUUGUGCCAUCGAUGGGGCCGAUGAAGUGGACGCUGACAUGGUCCUGAUCAAAGGUGGUGGAGGCUGUCUGCUGCAGGAGAAGAUUGUGGCAUCCUGUGCGGAUCAGCUGGUGGUCAUUGCUGAUUAUACGAAGAAUUCCAAGAAACUAGGAGAGCAGUACAAAAAAGGCAUUCCAAUCGAGGUGGUUCCAAUGGCGUACGUUCCGAUCAGGAACAAAGUGGCGGCCAAAUAUGGAGGAAGUCUGAAGCUACGGAUGGCCGUGGCGAAAGCUGGUCCUGUCGUCACUGACAACGGUAACUUUAUUCUGGAUUGGCACUUCCCGGAAGAAAAGUUCGAUUGGGACGUCGUCAAUCGUGACAUAAUGAUGAUUCCUGGAGUAGUGGAGACGGGGCUGUUUGUAAAAAUGGCAACGAAAGCCUAUUUUGGCCUUGCCGAUGGAUCUGUGACUGAAAGAAGCGCCUAGGGUUAUGGUAUCUCACUCGUAAAGUUUAUUCAAUUUCGCUGCUUUUUUAUCGUUAUGUUCAAUAAAUAAAAAUAAUACAACAAAAACAA
This is a messenger RNA of Aedes aegypti (yellow fever mosquito), 1100 nucleotides long. It is a transcript of the gene Rpi, whose product is annotated as ribose-5-phosphate isomerase. The coding region runs from base 196 to 1011 and encodes 271 amino acids. Gene Ontology annotation, biological process: D-ribose metabolic process; pentose-phosphate shunt, non-oxidative branch. NCBI's taxonomy places the organism in Eukaryota, Metazoa, Arthropoda, Insecta, Diptera, Culicidae. Gene Ontology annotation, molecular function: ribose-5-phosphate isomerase activity. The record is from RefSeq and is a predicted model, not a curated record. Gene Ontology annotation, cellular component: intracellular membrane-bounded organelle. The transcript has a single exon.